AUGUCUGCCCCCGCCAUAGGAUACACCUCUGCGAAAACUCCCACGAACCUUCAUCCCAAGCUCCUCGACGACAACAUCGACCCUUAUCCGCGCCGACCUGACAAACCCUCCUCUUCCACCAUGGCAAUAGCCAUGGCCUGGCAGAAGCCCGACAAUGUUGCUGGAUCUUCAGCUCCGGCGAUCAUGAUCGGCCUAUUUGUCGCCACCGGGGGGUUGCUGUUCGGAUAUGAUACUGGUAUAAUAUCCGGAAUACUGGCUAUGAAGGCCUUUCGCGACGAGUUCUCGACCGGGUACGUCGAUCUGCACGAUCACUUACCCAAUGUAUCGCCGGCUCAGUCUUCCGUGAUUGUUGCGAUAUUGAGUGCUGGGACUUUUUUUGGGGCACUUCUAGCAGCACCUAUGGGAGACAAACUUGGUCGCCGCAUAUCCCUUAUAAUCGCUGUGGCCAUCUUCGCCAUUGGCACCUUAUUACAGACUGUGGCUUUGGCAAUCAUGCUACUAGUUUGGGGAAGGUUCUUUGCCGGCCUGGGUGUCGGGACCAUCUCAGUUCUCGUCCCACUAUACCAAUCUGAAAUGGCUCCGAAAUGGAUUCGAGGUACUCUCGUCUGUGCAUAUCAACUCGCCAUUACCACUGGUCUCCUGCUCGCCGCAAUUGUCAACAUAUUUACCGAGUCGAUACCCCACACGAACGCUUUCCGUAUUCCCCUGGCGUUGCAGUUCAUCUGGGCCGGCACUCUCCUCCUUGGGCUGCUUCUCUUACCAGAAACACCUCGCUAUCUUAUCAAGCGAGGCUCACAUGCCGCCGCAGCAUUAUCUCUUAGUCGCUUACGGCGGCUUGAUAUCACUCAUCCUGCCCUAGUCGAGGAGCUUGCUGAGAUCCAAGCUAACCAUGAGUACGAACUUAGUCUUGGUCCAUCAACAUACCGAGACGUCUUCUUGGGCUCGCCACAUCUAGGACGUCGCCUUUUGACUGGUUGUGGCUUACAGAUUCUACAGCAAUUGUCUGGCUGCAACUUCAUAUUUUACUACGGCACUACGUUUUUCACCCGCAUCGGCAUUCAAUCCCCUUAUAUUGUCGCCCUCGUCGUCGCCGUAGUCAACGUUGUCUCUACCAUUCCGAGUAUGUUCCUCGUUGAAUCACUAGGGCGGCGUCGUCUUCUCAUGUUUGGUGCUGGGGGUAUGGCUAUCUGCCAGCUCGUAGUCGCAUCUGUCGGGACAGCCAUUCCUAAUUCAUACGCGGCGAACAUGAUUCUCAUAGUCUUUGUCUGCAUCUACCUCGCUUUCUUCGCCGCUUCUUGGGGCCCAGUUGCCUGGGUGGUUACCUCGGAGAUAUAUCCUCUCAAAAUUCGCGCGAAAUCGAUGUCCAUCUCCACAGCGUCGAACUGGCUUCUCAACUUCUCACUCGCCUACGGCACUCCUUAUCUCGUAAAUUCCGGUCACGGCUAUGCGAAUCUGCAAGCGAGGGUGUUCUUCAUCUGGGGUACAUUCUGCGCAAUAUCUGUCCUGUUCGUCUGGCUCAUGGUCUACGAAACCAGCCGAAUCAGUCUCGAGCAAAUCGACGAAAUGUACGAGCGCGUCGAUCACGCAUGGAACUCCAGGGCAUUUGAACCCAGCUGGAGCUUCCAGGUGAUGCGCGAUGAAGGUGUGUCAGCUAGUGGGAUACAGCUUACUGAUACCGAGGAGUCGAGACGGCGAACUGGCACGUGGACUAGUACGGCUGAGAGUGGCACCACGAUGACCGAGGAAGAUAAGAUCAUUGCUCAACUGGGCGAUGUGGAUUUAAGCUAUUAA
Molecule: messenger RNA, 1791 nt
Organism: Drepanopeziza brunnea f. sp. 'multigermtubi' MB_m1
Lineage: Eukaryota; Fungi; Ascomycota; Leotiomycetes; Helotiales; Drepanopezizaceae
Biological process (GO): transmembrane transport; carbohydrate transport
Cellular component (GO): membrane
Molecular function (GO): carbohydrate:proton symporter activity
Source: RefSeq, a predicted model, not a curated record